AUGGGAUAUGGUUCAGGGGCUCAGUGUGCGGUAUAUGACAUUACCCCUCCUUCACCUCAUUCCCCUGUCUUAUCUGUUUUCUCUGAUUCUUCUGACUCUAACUCAUCCGACAACCACAAUUAUCUUACACACUACUACAACUGUGCUCAAGACACCAUCACCACUCUGUGGGAUGAGGUUAAAAAGACUUGUGUACUCCACAGGCCUGAUGAACCCCUCCCACGAGCCCCACAACUUCAUCUCCUUGUUCAUUUUGUCAGGGAUCUGGAAACUCCGGCACCAUCCGUCUGGGUCCGUCUGGGUCCAUCCGGCUCCAUCCGGGUCCACGAGUCUUCUGUUGCCUUUUACCAUCGACGUGACAUCAACACCAUCGACAAUACUUGCACAAUGAGCUCCUUCCAACUGCUUAUCCAACAGCUUGAACUUAGUUCUGAUGCAAUAACCACUGCCUCCAUCAGCUCUCUUUUCCUUUUCAUCACAAUUGGAACCACACUCAAGAAUGACAUCAUCCUCGCAGAACCAUCAUCGACACCAAUCAACGAGCCUCCAGAUGUUCUCCCCCCUGCAAUUGCUAAGUUCCUUGGUGCAGGGUGCUCUAUAUCCCUGCUCAAGUGA
Molecule: messenger RNA, 615 nt
Organism: Suillus clintonianus
Lineage: Eukaryota; Fungi; Basidiomycota; Agaricomycetes; Boletales; Suillaceae
Exons: 2
Coding region: 1-615 (204 amino acids)
Source: RefSeq, a predicted model, not a curated record